CCUUAAAAAACAUGGGACCUCGAUCGAAAGUACAAGCAGUAGCUGUGUCCGAGGUGACAGGACACGCGAGGGGGCAGGAGAGCUGCAGGUACAGGGGCCCAUUGGUACCUGGAAGUCACUGCGUCCUAUAACUCCUUCCUACCAAGUUCUGGUCACCUCCUAGACUGACUCUGAAGUAGUGAGGUGACUGCACUAAGGAGGACUGAGAGGUGACUGCACCCAGGAUCCUUCCCUGCUGUCGGUGUAUGACAGGAGACACAGCACAGGACUUCUCUUCCUGUUGUGGCCGCUGUCUGUCCUAAGUCUAUUGCGAUAAAGCGGCUACAGAGAUGACAGACGACAAAGCCCAUGGUCAGGAAGACCUGGGGACCGAGGAGUCGCCUAAUUAUGUCCCGACAGAAGAGCAGAGCCCAGCAGAAGACGAGAGCUCCCCUGUCAACCUGGAGGAGAAGAAAGAGAACGGGGAGUGGACCUCCGGGCCAGGGGAUGAAGACAAGAAGCUGGAAGCCCCUGAGGCCACCACCACCGGCACCGGACAGGGCACCGAGUUCACCCCGCCGGAGGGAGGCUGGGGCUGGAUUGUUAUGCUGUCUGCCAUGUGGUGUAAUGGCUCAGUGUUUGGCGUCCAGAACGCUUGCGGGGUCCUCUUCGUGGUCCUGGUGAAGGAGUUUGGCUCCGAUAAUGACCCCCAGCUCAUGUUCAAGACAGCAUUGGUGAACUCCUUAUCAAUGGGAAUGAUAUUCUUCUGUUCCCCUGUUGUCAGCAUAUUUACGGACAUGUUCGGAUGUCGAAAGACCGCAGUUGUUGGUGCUGGAAUUGCGAUUAUUGGCCUUCUUUCAAGUUCUUUUGUCAAGAGCCUGGGGCCUCUUUAUUUUACUUAUGGAAUAUUAUUUGCCUGUGGCUGUUCAUUUGCUUACCAACCAUCACUGGUAAUCUUGGGACACUACUUUAAGAAACGUUUGGGUAUAGUAAAUGGUAUUGUCACAGCAGGCAGCAGCCUAUUUACUGUGUCACUACCCUUUUUGCUUAGCUUUUUGCUUGAAGAAAUUGGACUUUAUCAUACCCUGCGUGUAUUAUGUAUUCUCAUGUUUGUACUCUUUUUGGCUGGAUUCACCUACAAGCCAUUGUUGCCUAAGAACAGCAACAGGCGUAAAAAGAUCUUCAAUUUCUCCAUCUUCAAAUCCAAGAGUUAUUGCAUAUGGGCAUUUGGCAUCCCUGCAGCACUAUUUGGAUAUUUUGUGCCUUACGUUCAUUUGAUGAAACAUGUUAAGGAACGUCUGGGACCUGAUGUCAGGGAAGAGGUUUUGUUGCUAUGCCUUGGUGUUACCUCUGGAGUUGGAAGGCUUGUUUUUGGCAGAGUUGCGGAUUACAUUCCAGGUGUCAAAAAAGUCUACUUACAGGUGAUAUCUUUUUUUUUAAUUGGACUGAUGUCUAUGAUGAUUCCAUUGUGCAAUAAUUUUGGUAGUCUGAUCGCUGUCUGUCUCUUCAUGGGCCUGUUUGAUGGCUGCUUCAUAUGUAUUAUGGCUCCCAUUGCAUUUGAGCUUGUUGGCCCAGAGAAUGUAUCUCAGGCCAUUGGAUUUUUGCUUGGAUUUAUGUCUGUUCCUAUGACUGCUGGUCCACCUUUUGCAGGCUUUUUGCGUGACCAACUUGGAUCUUACGAUGUAGCAUUUUAUUUGGCGGGUGUCCCCCCUAUCAUUGGUGGAAUUAUCCUUUGUCUUAUCCCCUGGAUCCAUGAAAGGACUAUAAAUAAGAAGGAAAAAGCUUUGGACAAUGAAGCUGAAGAGAAAAUGAUGGAUACUGUGGCCAGUGCAUUGACACCUGGCACAGCUGAGAAUUCUAAAAAGGAAGAUGUCUCCGUUAUAUAAUUUCUAUUAUUUUACAAAAACUAAUUUUGUAUGACUUUUAUAUAACAGUGACUGAAUUUUGUAUUGGUGCUACAAAACCAAAGCUGUAUGAUCACAAUAGGCUGUUUGCUUGCAUAUGCAACUGCCAUGUCAGAUUCCUUUAUUAUGCCUAUAGAUACUCCGCACCCAUGUGUGGGUAUCAUGCCAGGACUAUAGAGCAACCUCAUGAAUGCCACAAAAAACAGAUACAUAUUCAGAACUAGCUUUAAAGCAAUGCAGGGAUUUGUUUUUAUAGCGUCCUCUCUAUUAAUAUUCAGUCAUAGUGGCUGAACAAUUUUCUUCUUUGUUUACCAAAUAUGUGCACAAAAAAUUAUCUGAUUUACAACCACAUAAGACUGCUGGAGUUAUAGUGCUUGAAGGCUUUACAAUAUGUAUUUCAGUGUAUUUUAUUUUGUAGCCUGCUGGACUUUUUUUGCAGUUAAUGCUGGGUAUUCUUACAGUUCUUAAUUGUUUCUAGAUUACCAAAAGCAAUCAAUAAUUUACAAAGUCAUCCACAAUCAAUCUGUGUUCACACAUGGGCUAUGUUCACAUAUGCUGUUUUUACCAUGACAAUUUUAGGCUAGAUUAGUGGGCAUACUUUUCCCUGAAAUACAUUACAUUUGCAUUGUAUAGGCAUUAUUCUGUGUUUAUGGAAAUGCAUUUUUUUUUACUUCAUGCUGUUUGUAGAGGCAGGACAGUAUCAUUCUGCAAAUGAUAGUUGAUGGGUGCAUAAACAUGUUUGUCCAUAUAAACAGCUUUUUUUUUUUUUAACGAGACCGAUCAGAAAUAUAUCCAAUGUUCUAGUGAUUAUAGAUGCUCAGGAAAAAUUAGUAAAUUGCAUCCUUCCCCUUUUAGGCAAGGCAGGAAGUACAGCGGUUUGUUAUAUAUAUUAAGCUAUACAUUCCUGUAAGAAGAAGUUUUAAAGUAUCCUUUUUGUGCAUGACAACAUCUCUCUUCCAUUUUGGAUUGAUACAUAACCUUUGAGUUGUUUUGGAAAAUUACCAUUCCAUAUGUAGUGUCCAUUUCCAUUUUAAUUGUUAUAUUCUUUAUCACCAGUGUGCAACUUUGUGUUUUCUGUUUAUGCACUUUAUGACCUAAUUGUUUACAGGUUACCUCCUGUGAAUAAUUUCCUAUAAUCCAAAGACUUUGAAGGUGUCUAUACUAUCUGUUAAUGGUGCAGCUGUAAGGUUUCGCCAUGAAUAUGUGCCUUAUGAGCAUGCCAUCUUAUUUGAUAACUAUGCAAGAAAUUUUGCUUAAAAGGGGUACUCCGCUGCUCAGCGUUUGGAAAAAACUGUUCCGAACACUGGAGCCGGGAUCGGGAGCUCGUGACGUCAUAGCCCCGCCCCCUCAUGAUGUCACGCCCCACCCCCUCAAUGCAAGUCUAUGGGAGGGGGCGUGAUGGCUGUUGCCACGAGCUCCCGGCGCCAACUCCAGCAUUCGUAACAGUUUGUUCCGAACGCUGAGCAGCGGAGUACCCCUGUGUCAUGCACUUCCACCUCAGUUAUAACACAGUGUAUAACACUUUGUAUGGGCUUUGAGUGUUCCUCUAAUAGUAACCAGUAAAGAAUAAAUAUUCCAAAGAUUUAUUAGAAACGACAAACAAGUUCAACCUAUUAUAUUGUAUUAUGAUGAAUUUUACAGUGUUUAAAAUUGACUAUUAGGUUGACAAUGAAUAUAAAUGAGAAGUAUAUUAAUACAGUGUUUCCCAACCAGG
Messenger RNA from Hyla sarda, 3597 nucleotides. It is a transcript of the gene SLC16A10, whose product is annotated as solute carrier family 16 member 10. The coding region runs from base 330 to 1865 and encodes 511 amino acids. Lineage: Eukaryota; Metazoa; Chordata; Amphibia; Anura; Hylidae. Gene Ontology annotation, molecular function: monocarboxylic acid transmembrane transporter activity. The transcript has 6 exons. Gene Ontology annotation, biological process: transmembrane transport. The record is from RefSeq and is a predicted model, not a curated record.